ACUAAUCGGAUUAUGGGAAAGUUUAGCGUGUGCCUGUUUCUCUAUUCUACAUUGGUUUCUAUUCUAUUCUACACUGGUUUGGUGUGUGUGGUACUUUUAAUUUCUGUACUGUCUGUUUUCUCCCCGAAAUGAGGACCGGAAUUGUGUCUCAUCUCGAUGAUGAAAUUACAAAUCGGUGGAACUCUCUCGGUUUGAUUUGCUAAGGAGGACCUUUGACUGGUGAAUUCAAACGAAGAAAAAAACACCAAUAAUCUUCUCAUUUCGAAUGCGGACUACAAACCCGUGUUGCCUAGGUUGGUACUCCAGAGCGAGAGCAGAAAUAUGGUUUGAUGUUUAUUUCUCACGGAAUGCGGGAUGAUGGAGUUGAAAUAUUAACCGGGAAAUAUUCCCCAAAUGAGUCGGAGCGGCAGUUGGCCUGUUGGAUUACGUCAAAACUAUUUGCCAAACCUUCACUUUCAUUUAAUUUCCAGGCUCUUUACAAAGUUAAACUCAUAAUCCGCGUUGAUGUUGGCAAAAACAUCCAAGUGCGCCAGCCCACAUCCACCAUUCUUUCCCCCAAGGAGGACAGCCACCUAGGGGGUUCGAUGGUUCUGAUCACGGACGAGAGAGACGGAGGUGGCUCCUCUACUACGACCCGUGUCAACCAGUUGCAGCAGAGCACCAAAGGCGCCAGCGUUUUCGUCCAGGUCCACCCGACCAUAACCGCCGAACUCCCGCCCUUAUCAAACGACGACUCAUACCUCGGGUCCUGUGAGUCUGAGGGAGACGAGGACGAUGACUACGAGGAAUACGACGAUUUAUCGUUAUUACCAGACACCAAGAGUAUCGCCUCGGACGACUCAUUCUACCCACCGGACGAUGCGUUCGCGGACAACGAGCGGACCCCCUCCCCGCAGAGUCCCGAGCCGUUGUCGUUCUUCCAGGCGUGCUGCACCAACAAUGCCACGAUAGUCCGGAUCAUGAUCCGACAAGGUGUGAAGGAGGCGGAGGUGAGGGAGACGGAUAAAAACAACAGGACGGGGCUGAUGGUGGCAUGCUACCAGGGUUAUGUUGACGUUGUCAUAGCGUUGGCUCAGUGUUGUCACCUGGAUGUCAACUGGCAGGACACUGAGGGAAAUACUGCCCUCAUCACAGCUGCACAGGCAGGUCACAUAAUGAUCAGUAACUACCUGUUGAACUACUCCCCUGGUCUGGACAUAGAGAGGAGGAACUGUCAUGGCUUCACCGCUCUGAUGAAGGCUGCUAUGCAGGGCAGGGUGGAGUGUGUACGAGCCCUGAUGCUAGCAGGAGCUGACACGGAGGCGAGGGACUUUGGUCGUCAGCUGACCUCCAGAGAGUGGGCGUUUUUCACAGGACGCUACGACACCGCCUGGGCCAUGACACGUCUCCACUCCAGACCCUGUCCUUAUCAACUAUGUGACGCAUACAGUCCAGAGUGGCCCCAGCUGGCGUCUCUAGUAUCUAAGUCCCGGGAGCCUCGAGGCUGUAUGCAGCGUAUAUCAGACACCAUACGAAACGCUCUGACGUUUGCCAACAUCACAGAGCCUGACGACGAAGGAGUCUUAGAUCACCUAGUCACCGUGACAACAGCACUGGGGAGCCCCUUCGUGGCGAUGGCUUGUUCCACAGUGUGUCCGACAAGCCCACCUUGCGUGGGUAAACGUCGCUACUCCGUCCCAGAGAUCCUCCGACGCCAACGGGCCAAAGAACUGAAAACCCAGAACCCUGAGAGGCUCGACAACCACGGCAAACUCUUCCAGAACUCACGGGUCACUCUGGUGCCCAAACCUCCAAAGGACCGGCGGACCAUCCUGCUACCGCCGAACAAAAACCCCACCACGACUAACCCUACCCUCGGUAAGGUGUCUGGGGCUGGGACCUCUUCCUCCAUGGCCCUGAGAAAGACUAGCCUGCUGCCUCUGGGUAUGGUGAAGUAUAGCAGUGUGCGGCCGGGGAUGUCCAUUCCCAAGGUGAGAAUCUCUAAGGCCCCAACGCCGACCUUUGAACCUGAGAGAGUCCACAGGAAGAGCAGCUUUAAAGACGGAGGGGGCGACUUACUGCAGCUUCCCAAGUGGAGGUAUAAAGAAAUGAAGGAGGAGAGGAAGAGAGCAGAGGAGGCGGAGAGGAGGAGGGUGGAGGCGGCCACGAGGAGGCACCUGGGUUCCAGGAAGAGGAAAUGACAUCAUAGGAGGAAGUGAUGUCACUCCACCCUGUCCUCCACUGUAGCAGUUCAGAGUUUUUUUUUUUGGCUUUUUGAAGGAGUAAAAGUGACAGUGCUUUAUUUUGUAAUGCAUUUAAUUCACAAAAUCAUCAGUAUUUUUAUAGUGUGAUUUCUGUAUUACCUGACACUUACCCAGGAUACAAACCCAUAUGAUCUGACUGUGUACAGAUCAUGUUUCACUGAUAUAUCUGACACAUCACACGUUGAAACUUUAUUGCCUAAAAUGAUGAUACGAUACGCCUCGGGAAGGGUUAGCAUGGGACAAAUAUAAAGGGUUAAAAUAUUGCGUCGCCUAUACAACCGUUGAGUAAGCCUCCCAGUAUGUCAAACUGACUUAUCGUCAAAGAUUUUUCAAAAAUUAAAAAAAGAUAAGCAUUAUUUUUGUUACCAAUGGCAUUUGACUGACUUUUUUUAGAUAGGCACUGUGCUUUGAUAUGUUGAAAUGGCAUCUACUUUAUAUUGGCUUUUUGAAAGCUUUUCUAAUUCUGUGAAUGUAUUUUGCAUAUAGAUUGUACCUCAUCUGGUAUUUUUUUAUUAUGAGUAUACUAUAUAUAAAACUGUUUUUAUUUUCUACUAAAGUAGGCAUAUUUUGAGAAUGUGAAUGAAAUAAAGAAAUGUCUUAGAGCAAUAUUAUCUAUCAAAUGGGGGAAAACAAAGUAUAUCCUGAAAUGUUUACAUGUUAUGAAUGAGAUCAAAGUACUGCUACACUGACCUCAGAUCAGCAUCUAGGAGCACCUUCAUCAUGUGCUUUGUACAAACACACGUGUGUAUUCCGAUCAGACAGACGUCAUACUAUUGGUUGAGAAGUUCAACAGAAAAUAAUGGAUGAAAAUAAUGGGAGGUAGGAUCACAAAUGGCAACUGGAAGGUUUUGAUAUAAUAUGGUAUUAUUAUGGUAGGGAUUGAUAUAAUAUGGUAUUAUUAUGGUAGGGAUUGAUAUAAUGUAGUAUUAUUAUGGUAGGGAUUGAUAUAAUGUAGUAUUAUUAUGAUAGGGAUUGAUAUAAUGUAGUAUUA
Messenger RNA from Oncorhynchus gorbuscha (pink salmon), 3234 nucleotides. RefSeq names its product ankyrin repeat domain-containing protein 33B-like. Gene Ontology annotation, molecular function: protein binding. The record is from RefSeq and is a predicted model, not a curated record. Lineage: Eukaryota; Metazoa; Chordata; Actinopteri; Salmoniformes; Salmonidae. The transcript is spliced from 6 exons. The coding region runs from base 330 to 2180 and encodes 616 amino acids.